UUCUACAAAUUAUCGCUACCGACGAGGCCGCGAGCUUUGCAUACGUAUGCGCAGUUGCGAUUCGAUUGUGCAAGCAUAAAAACCACUCGCUGGUGUUUUGCUUAUUUACACUCAUGGAUACACCUACAUUAGUUUCACUCACUGCUGAUUUAGUAACUCGCCUUGCUUUUUGUGCAGUGGGGCAACCUGUGUUCUCAGCAUGCAUAGAACCAGCAGCUAAAUAGAUCACUUCCUCCAUUUGCAGGUAAAUCACUCCCAGGCAAUUUCCACUCAGCCACUCGAGCCAUGGCUUCUUGUCAAGCAGGAUGGAAUGGUCAAAGCUGCACACUGCACGUGUAUGGCGGGUCUCGGCGAAGCCUGCUCACACAUUGGUGCACUGCUCUUCUAUUUAGAAGCAGCUUCAAACUUUCGUGAUGGUCAGGCUUGCACUGAUAAGGAAAAUGCAUGGCUGCCUCCAUACUCAAGUACUGUGCCUUGUGCGCCACUUGCACACAUCGACUUUGCGUCAGCUACCACCAAGAAAAGGCGGCUAGAUGGACAUCGAUCAUCAUCCUCAAAGAAACCAGCCACCACUAUUGAGAGGCCUUCACAGUGCGAAUGGAAGGGCUUUCUCGACAGAAUUAAGAAGGCUGGCAAAUAUUCUGCAGUGUUGGCACUGAAAAAGGACUAUUGCGAGGAGUUCAUUCCUGUGCAAGUGAAGCACUCCACUGCUCUUCUCGGACACUUGGCAAGAGACAAGCCAUUGUCAAGGGAUGCGAUGCUGGAGGAGUGCGAAAUGUUUGCCCAGGCGUAUGUUGUAGAGCCAAAGGUCUGUAAAGAUGUGGAAGCGGCAACGAGAGGUCAGUCGGCCUCACCAACAUGGUUCGCCUUCAGAGCAGGCCGGGUCACAGCAUCGACAGCCCACGCAGCUUGCCGAACGACCUUGACUCAGCCAUCUGUGAGCCUGGUUAAGAAGAUCUGCUACCCGGAGGAGAGCAAGUUUUCUUCUCCUGCAACUAAUUGGGGUCUGCGCAAGGAGGACAUUGCCAGGAACCAAUACGUUGCUGAAGCAUCCAGCCAGCACAAAGAUGUGCCAACUUGA
This is a messenger RNA of Dermacentor silvarum, 1081 nucleotides long. RefSeq lists its product as uncharacterized. The transcript has 3 exons. The record is from RefSeq and is a predicted model, not a curated record. Bases 311 to 1081 code for a protein of 256 amino acids. Lineage: Eukaryota; Metazoa; Arthropoda; Arachnida; Ixodida; Ixodidae.